AAAAGAAAAAUUUGAUUGAUUGCCCAUAAAUCAGGGAUAGUUUUCUAUAAAUCGUUUUGGACAUUCGGUUAAGAAGUAUUGUGUAUAACGAUUGUGAUACUUAAUGGGAUGGUUAUUAUGCUUGCACAGAAAAAUAAGAAUGAAUAUGAAGAGUAAUUUUAAAAUGAAUGUGGGGAUGAUGGAGAUGAUAUGAGAGGUGCAGAGGCUGACAGAGAGAGAAAUGUGGCUUCCAAAUCCUAAAGCAUCAGGGAUUAGAAAGGGGGGAGGAGGAGGGGGAAAUGGAUUGGUGGCAGUUGCUAUAGAUAAGGACAAAGGAAGCCAGUACGCUCUCAAAUGGGCCGCCGAUACUCUUCUUACCAGAGGUCAAACUAUUAUUCUAAUCCACGUUUUGCGCGGGACAUCCUCACCUGUUUCCCUAUGUAACAUCAACACUUCAUCUGCAUCUCCGCAGAGACACCAACUUGAUAACACUACCAAGGAUCUGUUUCUUACCUUCCAUUGCUAUUGUACACGAAAAGAUAUACAAUGCCUUGAUGUCCUACUUGAAGACACCGAUGUUGUGAAAGCAAUAACAGAAUAUGUUUCUCAUGAUGCAAUUGAGAACUUGGUGGUUGGUGCAACAUCAAGGCAUGGAUUUAUUAGAUUUAAGUCAUCAAGUACAUCAAGUAGCAUAUCAAAGGGGGCGCCAGACUUUUGUACUGUGUAUGUCAUUUCUAAGGGGAAAAUCUCCACAGUUCGGAAUGCUUCUCGUCCAGCUCCGCAUACAUCCCCACUUCUGAACCACAUUCAUAAUCUAAAUAACCAAGAUGGAAAUCAACCUGUCAUAUCCUCUAGACGCAUGAAUUUGAGAGGUUUUUUUCUCAGGUCUCCACUUGGAACAGAAAGAGGCGUGAGUGGAAUGUUAUGCGUGGACUUUGCAGAGUCAGAUACAGACAUGUCAUUUAUAAGCUCUGGGAGGCCAAGCAGUGGGCGGUCAUCCUCGGUUUAUGACUGCAUUGACUCGGGCCGAACUUCCCGACUUUCUACCAGCUCCGAUCGUAGCUUUGGAUCAACCCGAUUGGGUCUCAAGUUCAAAGAUCCCAGUUCACCAGAUAUGUCUUUCUCACAGGAAAGCUGUAGAACAUCGUUUUCAUAUUCAUCUCAGAACAUGGAUGAAGCAGAAGCUGAUAUGAGGAGGCUGAAGCUUGAGUUAAAGCAAACGAUGGAAAUGUACAGUACAGCAUGCAGAGAAGCACUUACAGCACAGCAGAAGUUAAUGGAGCUGAACCACUGGAGACUUGAGGAAGAAAAAAAAUUAGGAGAGACACGAUUGGCUCAGGAAGCUGCGCUGGCAAUUGCAGAGAAAGAGAAAGCAAGAUGUAGAGCUGCCAUGGAAACUGCUGAAGCAGCUAAGAAAAUUGCAGAGGUGGAAUCACAUAGAAGAGCGAGUGUUGAAGUUAAAGCUCUUAAAGAAGCAGAGGAAAUGAGGAAGUUAUUGGACAAUCUAGCCCAAACUGAUGUGAGAUACAGAAAAUACAGUAUUGAGGAGAUUGAAGUAGCCACAAACUUCUUUUCUGAAUCUUAUAAAAUUGGGGAAGGAGGUUACGGCCCUGUUUAUAAAUGUUACCUUGAUCACACUCCGGUUGCUGUCAAGGUUCUACGUCCAGAUGCUGCUCAAGGGAAGUCACAGUUUCAGCAAGAGAUUGACAUACUGAGCUGUAUGCGACACCCAAACAUGGUGCUUCUUCUAGGAGCAUGUCCAGAGUAUGGCAUAUUGAUUUAUGAAUAUAUGGCUAACGGAAGCUUAGAAGAUUGUCUGUUUCGAAAGCAGAGGAGCAGUGUUCUGUCUUGGCAGCUGAGGUUCCGAAUUGCUGCAGAGAUAGCCACGGGCUUACUAUUCCUGCAUCAGACCAAGCCUGAACCUUUAGUGCAUCCUGAUCUGAAACCAGGAAACAUUUUGCUAGACCAGAACUACGUAAGUAAGAUUAGCGAUGUGGGAUUGGCAAGGCUUCUCCCAGCUGUAGCAGAAAAUGUAACACAAUGCCGCAUGACAUCAGCAGCUGGAACUUUCUGUUAUAUUGAUCCUGAGUAUCAGCAAACAGGAAUGCUUGGUGUCAAGUCGGAUGUUUAUUCUCUGGGGAUCAUUUUUCUUCAAUUAUUGACAGGCAGGCCUCCAAUAGGAUUGGCUCACCGUGGUCAAGAGUCUAUAGAGAAGGGCAGGUUUGCAGAAAUGCUAGACCCAUCUGUCACUGAUUGGCCUCUUGAACAAGCCUUGUGCCUUGCAAACAUAGCAGUCAAGUGUGCGGAACUCAGGCGAAAAGAUAGGCCAGACCUUGGGAAAGUAGUGCUUCCAGAGCUGGAUAAGUUGAGAGAGUUUGCCGAAGAAAAGAUGAUGAUACCCAUCUUUUUAGGAUGUAAUGCACCUUCCCCCAACCACAGUCAAUCUUCCGUGCCACAGGAUGUGAUGAGCGAUCCGCGGCUUGUACAUUCGGGAAGCUCAUCAGCUCCAUCCACGCCCACAGAAGGAAAAUCUUAAACUCGUGCAGGGGGCAUCUGAACUAAAGCAAGUUUUUCCGGCUUAGAAAAAAUAAAAUCAAAAUCAA
Abrus precatorius (Indian licorice) is the source of this 2582-nucleotide messenger RNA. Its product is annotated as U-box domain-containing protein 35-like. The coding region runs from base 221 to 2515 and encodes 764 amino acids. Lineage: Eukaryota; Viridiplantae; Streptophyta; Magnoliopsida; Fabales; Fabaceae. The transcript is spliced from 11 exons. Gene Ontology annotation, biological process: protein phosphorylation. The record is from RefSeq and is a predicted model, not a curated record. Gene Ontology annotation, molecular function: ATP binding; protein kinase activity.